CAGGCAAUGCCGGAAGUAAGCGGCGGCGGAGCGGUAAUCGUUGAAUAAAAUCAUGGCAACUGCCAGUAAUGAGGCGCACCAUCCUCUAGAUCCUGGAAUCUCUAAGCUGCAGUUUGCUCCCUUCAGUAGUGCCUUAGAUGCAGGAUUCUGGCAUGAACUAACCCAGAAGAAACUCAAUGAGUACCGAUUGGAUGAGACUCCAAAGGUUAUCAAGGGAUACUACUAUAAUGGUGAUCCUUUGGGUUUGCCAGCUCGCUUGACGUUGGAGUUUAGUGCCUUUGAUAUGAAUGCUUCAAUACCAGCACGUUGCUGUCCUGCUUUUGGAACGUUAUAUAAUACCAACACUUUUGAGACUUUCAAGUCCUGUGAUAAGAAGUCACUUCUGGAAAAAGAAGCAAAUGAGAUAUGGGAAUCAAUAAAAUCUGGGGCUGCUCUUGAAAACCCUAUGCUCUUGAACAGGUUCCUGCUGCUGACGUUCGCAGAUUUAAAAAAAUACCACUUCUAUUACUGGUUUUGCUACCCUGCUCUCUGCUUCCCAGAUGGAAUACAUAUCAUUCAGAAACCAGUGUGUCUGGGUGACAGAUUCCCUUCAAAUCAGAUUCAAGCACUUCAGAAAGCGUAUGAUCAACUUUGCCAGGCAGAAGGGGUUACAGCAUUGCCUUAUUUUUUAAUUAAGUAUCAUGAUAAUUCUGUGGUGAUAUCUCUGCUCAAAAAGUGGGAUGAUUUCUUCCAAAACCAAGGGGAAAAGGUGACAGUUGGAGUUUAUGAUCCAUGUAAUUUAACCCACUAUCCAGGAUGGCCUUUGAGAAAUUUCCUGAUCUUGGCAGCCUACAGAUGGGGCAGCAGUCUCCAGUCAGUUGAAGUGCUCUGCUUCAGAGACAGAACCAUGCAAGGAGUAAGAGACAUAACACACAGCAUUAUAUUUGAAAUAAAGCUUCCACAGAGAGCCCUUGGCCCAGAUUGUCCCAAGGCUGUUGGAUGGGAGAAAAAUCAAAAGGGAGGCAUGGGUCCAAGGAUGGUGAAUCUCAGUGAAUGUAUGGAUCCCAAAAGGUUAGCAGAGUCAUCAGUGGAUCUUAAUUUGAAAUUGAUGUGCUGGCGAUUGGUCCCUACUCUUGAUCUGAAUAAAAUUGUGUCUGCCAAGUGUCUGCUGCUAGGAGCUGGUACUCUGGGUUGUAGCGUUGCGAGGACCUUGAUGGGUUGGGGAGUCAGGAAGAUUACAUUUGUGGAUAACGCAAAGAUCUCCUACUCCAACCCUGUACGACAGCCGCUGUAUGAGUUUGAAGACUGUCUUAGCGGGGGAAAGCCUAAGGCAAUUGCAGCAGCAGAUAGGCUGCAGAAAAUCUUCCCAGGAGUGAAUUCAGAAGGAUAUAACAUGAGCAUCCCUAUGCCAGGCCAUCCAGUGAAUUUUUCUGAAGUAACAAUGGCACAGGCUCGGAAGGAUGUGGCUAAACUUGAACAGCUUAUUGAUGCUCAUGAUGUUGUUUUCCUACUAAUGGACACUAGAGAGAGUCGAUGGCUUCCUGCUGUCAUUGCAGCCAGUAAGAGGAAGUUGGUCAUCAAUGCUGCAUUGGGGUUUGACACAUUUGUUGUUAUGAGACAUGGACUAAAGAAACCAAAACAGCAAGAGUCUAGUGAUUCAUAUUUCAACAGUGCCUCUGGUUCUUCUGAUCUUCUGGGAUCAUCACUUUUUUCAAAUAUCCCUGGCUAUAAACUGGGUUGCUACUUCUGCAAUGAUGUUGUGGCACCAGGGGAUUCCACCAGGGAUCGGACAUUGGACCAGCAGUGUACAGUCAGUCGACCUGGAUUAGCCAUGAUAGCUGGAGCUCUUGCAGUGGAAUUAAUGGUUUCUGUUUUGCAGCAUCCAGAAGGUGGUUAUGCUGUGGCCAGCAGUAGUGAUGAUAGAAUGAAUGAACCACCUACUUCUCUUGGACUUGUCCCACAUCAGAUACGUGGUUUUUUGUCAAGAUUUGAUAAUGUUCUCCCAGUCAGCCUGGCAUUUGAUAAGUGCACAGCCUGUUCACCCAAAGUCCUUGACCAGUAUGAAAGAGAAGGGUUUAAUUUCCUGGCUAAAGUUUUUAAUUCCUCACAUUCCUUCUUAGAAGAUUUGACGGGUCUAACUUUGUUACACCAGGAGACUCAGGCUGCUGAGAUCUGGGACAUGAGUGAUGAUGAAACAGUCUGAAAGCCAGCUGAAUAAGGUGGAAGAUGACCUCCUUUGGACUGCAGUGCUGCCUUUAUCUGUUAUUUGACAAGUUAAUGAUUGCUUACCUAUUUUGACAGUUAGAAAUACAAACAAAUAUAAUGCAUAUUCUGACAUGAAUAUCUUCACCAUAAAAGCAGUCUGCUGUAGGUGUAAUUCUCCACAUUUUCAUUUUUAUUAUGUAAAUAACUAAAGCAAUGUGGUUGUACUUAAAUCUUUCUUUUCUUUUUUUUUUUUUUUAGUUUCUAAAUAUGGCUUACAUAUAAAAUUGCUGCAGCACCUGGGUUGACUGGUGUAAAAGACAAAAAUACCAGACCGGAUGGACUUGGGAUGUCCCCAUCAGGCAGUGUGUAAAUUCCUAAUUUAAGAAGACCCUUCCUACCUCUCCCAUUCCAGUAGCAGGUUUCUUUCGCUUGCAGCUGCCUGGACUUUCUCCACAACGCAAACAAUGUUUAAAAAUACUGUGGCACCACACAGUUGGGAGACAGGAAGGAGCAGAAGAAAAACAGAAGUGCCACAAGAAAAAGCACCCAGAGAAAGCCAGGAGAGACAGCUGCAAGGAGAUUCUCUUCUUUGAGGCUUCAGAAGCAAUGGAUCAAGGAGGCACCGGGUUGGGAGCUUUCCCAUCAGAGGCAGAUUUUACUUUUAUAGUCACCGGCAAGUCUCUCUAGCUUCAUGUUUAAUCUCUGAAGAUACCUAUGCUCACCUUCUGCAAGGGUUGUAUGAAGAGGAAGGGUAAAGAAAUGGGUUCUUGAGUUUCAAAUUUCUGGGGGAGAUGUGAGAGCCGCUAGAAAGGAGACACUUGCAAACAAGCAACAGAAGGUUACUGCUGCGAUAAAGCAGAUACCUGUCUGGGUGACUCUUCUUCCCAGCAUGUUCACUGCGAGGCAGAGAUGGGCUGCUGCUCUGCUGUCCCCGGCUCUGAUACUGAAAGCCAAGAUGAGGCCCUUGACUGCUUGUGUUUCAGAAGCAUCAAGAGGUGAAAUGGAAGCGUCCGCGUAUCGGGAAGAUGCGAUCCGGUUUCUUACUUCACUGGUCCUCGAGACGGAUCUCAAGACAGCGGUGCCCAUGCCGCGCAGCCAAGCGUGCGUGUGCCAGCCCUGGACUUCCUUUUUUAAUUUUGGAGACAUCUGCUACAUUCAGUUUUCGCUGAAGGUUCUUGUCUGAUUCCCCUGAGCUUUCUCAAAAGCAGAAACUGUUCAGGAGUUGCUACUGUGGAGCCACAGUAGGAACAGAAACAGCUGCUUCAGCCCCUCAUGGAAAGGAGUAUGAGAACUGCUCAGAAGGACUUCAUCAGUGAGAAUAUGGCCAGCAGUGUGUUCAGGGGCUAGAGACGGGCUCCUAAAGCUGUUGUUGGUGAAACAAGGCCACAAAAGAAUGGUAUAUUACAGAUUUACAAACACAGAAUCUUUCAGACUGAACUGUAGCAAACCUGGCUCUGUGAAGUAACUUCACCAUGCAUCGUGAUGGUGAGUUCAGUUUAGUUUCCUUCCACCUCCCCCCAACCCUUUGGCUUUCAUGACAUAACUGUGUCUAAUAUGUUUGACUGGACAUAACCACAUUAAGUCUUUAUU
This is a messenger RNA of Rhea pennata, 3774 nucleotides long. RefSeq names its product autophagy related 7 (gene ATG7). The record is from RefSeq and is a predicted model, not a curated record. The transcript is spliced from 28 exons. Gene Ontology annotation, cellular component: phagophore assembly site; cytoplasm. Bases 53 to 2182 code for a protein of 709 amino acids. Lineage: Eukaryota; Metazoa; Chordata; Aves; Rheiformes; Rheidae. Gene Ontology annotation, biological process: piecemeal microautophagy of the nucleus; cellular response to nitrogen starvation; autophagy of mitochondrion. Gene Ontology annotation, molecular function: Atg12 activating enzyme activity; Atg8 activating enzyme activity.